Molecule: messenger RNA, 339 nt
Organism: Phycomyces blakesleeanus NRRL 1555(-)
Lineage: Eukaryota; Fungi; Mucoromycota; Mucoromycetes; Mucorales; Phycomycetaceae
Exons: 3
Coding region: 1-339 (112 amino acids)
Source: RefSeq, a predicted model, not a curated record
AUGAGUGUAAACUCAGAAACAGAAUCUGAAACAUUGCGUAUUAGCUGUCAAUAUAAUUAUGUCUUGCAACAGUCUUAUUUGUGCACCUAUUCCGAAUACCUGAGAUAUAACUUUGAAGCAUAUCUUGAUAUUAAGGUAAAAAAUGAAGAGAAGGCCACUCUCCAAGUAUUUACAAAGAUCAUUUGUGAUGAGCUGGCUGUCCAUCCUUUGGUGAAGGAUCUUGGUUCUUGUCCUAGCUGGAGGUCUAUAUCAGUAAUAAUUAGAAAACAAAUAUGUGCUAAACACACAAUGUUGAUGAAGAAUGUUAGUAUCAACCUCACCAGAUGCCAUGAAAGUUAG